CCUCUAUUCAUCAUCUUCUUCAUUUCUUCCCUCUUUUUCCUUUGUUUUGUUUGGAUUAAAAUACCUAAAAUUUCUUUCUCUCUCUCACGACAUUGAACUCAGCCAAACCCCAAUCCUCAUUCUUUGAAGCUUCCCAUCGAAUCCCAAAUUAAAAAAAAAAAAAAUGGCGGACUGAAAGUCCUUCUAACCUCAACUAUGGCGCCACUCCUCUGAUUUCUUCUUGAAUCUCUUCUCCUUUCCUUGAUUUUUUCAAAGGUAAUUCAUCCAAUUUCUUGUUUCUUGAAUUAUUUCGAGUGAUUAAAAACGCCUAUUGUUACUUCCUCUGAAAUUCGAAGCAACAUCAAUUAUCUGUUCUUUGGUGUCUUUUCAAAACAGUCACAACAGGUGCAAUCUCCUUCCUCAAAACAGGCCCUAAACAACACAAACCUUUCGAUUUGCUUCUCAAAACAGGCGGAAACGAUUUCUCUGCGUGCUCUUUCUAGUUGAUAGCUGCGAAUUGAUCACGGCUCUUUGAAGCGUCGUCUUUGUUUGAUUACAGAUCGGAACCGGUCGGGAACGAUGGGUAGCGGUGAUUGAAUAGUGUUCCAAGGACGUAUAUUGAGUUGAGCACGUAGGAAUUUGUGGACUUGUAUUAGGAUUUUGGAUAAAUGUAAAUUUGAUUUAGCUGUGUUGGUUAUAUGGGACUUAUAGAGAACUGUAUGAUUAUCCUUUGUUAUUAGAUAUUUGUUUUGAGAUAUAGCUGAGUUAGUUACGUUGAAAGAGCUGGUGUCUCUUUACUCAAGUUUUGGAAGUGUGAUUUCGGUUUCUUGGGAAACGAAUCCAGUGAUGACCCUGUUUACUCAGUCAACGGUAAGUCGGGUUGUUACAGUUGGUAUCAAAGCCGAAACGUGAAUUGAGGACCUUUGGAUGGGUAAUAAAGUUAUGGGAUCAAUGUGCGGAGGAGAAAAGACAUUAGGUGUGACAAUAGAGAUUUGGGUAGAAGCUAGUUGAUGGGGUAACGUGAAGCGGACGUUUUAUUCAAGUAUCGUUUUAUGGAGUUUCAUACGCUCAUGUUUGUAUGUACCUUCAUAAGCUAUGUAUUGCUGUUAAACGUAAGAUCUAUAUUUGAUUGCGCACGUGCAGAAAUAGAUGAGUAUCAUAUGCCACGACCCGAGAGUCAUGGGAAUAGAGUAGAAUCUGGGAACUCCCAUGACUCUGAGCGUACGGUCCCGUCACGUGAGGCAUCUCAUGCGCGAUCUGAACCUACCGAGACCUCUACACCUGUCGUUCCGGCUGCUAUCACAGUCGAACAGUUUGAGACUAUGCUUAAGAUGUUCUACACGCAGCAGCAACAAAACCUGCUUCUACAAAAGCAAGUGCUUCAGACUCUUAACGAUGGUUCUUCAAAGGGUAGUUCUGGGCACGAUCUAGGGGCGUCACAAGCGGAGGGUAUUCAGAGGUUGGCCCCUAGGAAGUAUGACGGUCAGGGUCCUCCUACUAGACUAGACGAUUGGAUUCGAGAGAUGGAGAAGAUAUUCGCGAUACUGAAGACUCCCGAGGAUAUGAGGGUAGACUUAGCGGUACAUUACCUCACCGGUGACGCUGAUACUUGGUGGGUCACCCAUAGGGACGCUCUUUUACCAGUUUCUUCUGCCACUACAUCGGAACAUCCUUCUACCGUAUCUUCUCUUCCUUGGAGCUUGUUUGUAUCAGCACUCCGUGAAGAGUUUUUCCCUCUACAUCUUCAGCGGAAGAUGUUCGAUGAGUAUUCUCGGCUUACGCAGGGAACUCAGACCAUUCACCAGUACUACGUUCGAUUUAUGGAAUUAGCUAAGUACGUGGACGACAUGAAGAUCGGGGAGAGAUUUAGGGCUCAGAGGUUCUUAUCAGGAUUGAUUCUGGAUAUCCGAGAACGUAUGAGGAACUUGGGGCACGAACAUGUUAGAGGUGUGUACCAUGAUGCAUGUGAAGCUGAACGCCUAUGGGAUGAGCGGAAGGCCACUCAAGGGCUGAAGCGACAAAGGGAAGACACUCACGAGAUAUCACAGAGUGUUGGGGGUCGAAGAUAUUCAGCACCUACUCAGUCACACCGGGAGCACCAAUCUAGUUUUGGGAUAUAGAUCCAGUGAUGACCCUGUUUACCCAGUCAACGGUAAGUCGGGUUGUUACAGUAAUAGAAGCUUGAACUAAGAUGCGGUCUUAGGAGGAGAUGCAAUGAGCUAUAUGAACCUAGUUUGUUGUAUCGAACGCUUUGUUGUGAUGUUAUGUUUGUUAUGCUUCAGGAGGCGACGUCAUCGAGGAAGCUUUCUAGUUGAUAGCUGCGAAUCGAUCACGGCUCUUUAAAGCGUCUUGUUGUUUGCCUACAGAUCGGAACCAGACGGGAAUAAUGGAUUAGCGGAGGUGAUUAGUGGUUCCAAGGAUGUAUAUUGAGCUGAGCACUUAGGAAUUUGUAGUUUUGUAUUAGGAUUUUGGAUAAAUGUAUAUUUGUUUUGGUUGUGUUGGUUAUAUCGAACUUGUAAGAAUUGUAUGAUUAGCUUGUGAUUUAGUUAGAUGUUUGGUUUGAGAAUUAGCUGAGUUAGUCACUUUAAAGAGCUUGUGACCCUUUGCUUGAGUUUUGGAAGUGUGAAUUCAGUUUCUUGGGAAACGAAUCCAGUGAUGACCCUGUUUACCCAGUCAACGGUAAGUCGGGUUGUUACAGUUCCAUUAAAUGAUGAGCAUACUCAGCUCGAGCAUGGCAAUGGAAGUAAAACUAGUGAACACAAAGGUUAGUUUUGCUUUAAUAACAUAUUAUUCAAGUUGGUUACUGUAAAUUGGACGUAAAUAAAUUUCAAGGUGAUAUUUAAUACUUACAAGUUGGUAUUAGAUAUUAUUCAUUAUAGUUUAUGCAAUAAUUCGAAGAUUUUUUAUAAGUUGGCAUUAGAUAGUUUACAGUUUGGCAUUAAAUAGUUGUAAAUUGGUACUAGAUGCUAUCCUAAAUUGACACUAGAUAGUUUUCAAAUUGGGAUUAAAAAGUUUUCAAAUUGGCAUUAGAUAGUUUAAACUUGGCAUUAGAUGCUAUCCUAAAUUGGCGUUAAGUAAUUUUCAAAUUGGCAUUAUAUAAUUUUCAAAUUGGCGUUAGAUUGUUUCAAAUUGGCAUUAGAUGGAUUUCAAAUUGGUAUUAGAUGGUAUUCAAAUUGGCAUUAGGCCGGUGCUAUUUAAAUUGGCAUAAUAUAUUUUCAAAAUGGCAUUAAAUAGUAUUCAAAUUAGCAUUAAAUAGUUUUCCAAUUGACAUUAGAGAGUUUUAAAUUGGUAUUAGAUAGUGUUAAAUUGGCAUUAAAUGCUAUUUAAAUUGACAUUAAGGAUAGUUUCAAAUUGGCAUUAAAUAGUUUUAAAUUGGUAGUAAGGAUAGUUUUAAAUUGGCAUUAGAUAGUGUUAAAUUGACAUUAUAUGCUACUUAAAUUGGCAUUAAGGAUAGCUUCAAAUCGGCAUCAAAUAGUUUUAAAUUUGCAUUAGAUAGUUUUAAAUUGACAUUAUAUGCUAAUUAAAUUUGACAUUAGAUAUUUUACAAAUUAGCAUUAGAUAGUAUUCAAACUGGCAUUAAAUAGUUUUCAAAUUAGUUAGUUUUAAAUUGAUAGUAAGGAUAGUUUGAAAUUGGCAUUAUAUGCUAGUUCAAUUGGCAUUAGAUAGUAUUCAAACUGGCAUUAAAUAAUUUUCAAAUUUGUAUUAUGUGGUAUAUAAAUUGGCAUUAGAUAUUCCCAAAUUGGCAUUAGAUUUUUAUAAGUUAGCAUUUGGUGCUUAUGUAUAUUUGUGACAGGAUGUAAUUAUGACAAGCAACUACAAGUCAUCAACCAUGACAGAGAUGACAAUAUUACAACGAACAUUGAUUAUGCUAACCCACUUCAAGUAAGACGACAGCUAAGUGACCUUACAAAUGUGGAUAUAUACGGGACACUUACAAUAACAUAAUCCCAAUUUACACAGAUAAAAACACCACUUACAGUAACCUAUCUCCAACUUAUGAUAUACAUAAUCCCAAUUUAAACAAUCUUAAAAACAUCACUUAGAAUAACAUGAUCUAAUGUCAACUUGUAUUGGUUUGAAUGCCAAAUAAUACAUAUUUAAUGCCAACUUAUAUAUGUUAAACCCCAAUUCUUAAAACAAACAUUUAAAUAUUUAUUGCCAACUUAUUUUUCAGAUGCACAGUUAUUUUGACGAUUUACAUGUUCUUAAUGCCUAAUUACAUGGUAUCUAAUGCCUAUUUACUAAAUAUUUAAUGCCUACUUGAACCUUAAAUAUGUAAGAUAUGUACAACAAUAAAAAUGACAAAAAACUUACAUCUAUUGCCUUCCUCUUGAUUUCUUCGUCAGUUUUCCAUCUCUCGUUGAGUUGGUAACUCACCAACCUUGUCGAAAUCGGUUCAUUUAAUGGCAUCUCCUAGACAUGCUCUUCUUGUUCAUCAAUUUCCACUGCCCUGUCAGGCAGUGGCAUCUCUUUAACUGACAGGUUCACACCCUCUGCUUCAUCAACCCCCUGUGCAAUCCCCUUGCACCAGUCGCUGUACUGGUGCGUGAUUGGCAGUCCCUUGAGCGUGAUUAUCGCUUUUCCAAAACCUGCAGCCCUUUCAGCCUCAAAUCUAGUUUUUAGGAGCUUCUCGCUCAGAUGCUAAACUAGGGGCAAAGACCUAGGAUACGGUCUCCCCUGAAAAGGAAAUCUAUAACAGUAGCAGACAAGUAAUACAAGCACACAUCCAUUAACAAAAUUAAUGCGAUUGUCUCCGUUCACACGACGUACAGUGUCACACAAACUAUCUAAGGUGAAAGAACACCAAUCAAAGGAAUAAAUCAAAGCGGGAUUAAAAAUAGCAGAAUACAAUGUCUUCCUGAUCUUGAAAUCAGGAAGAGGGGCUAACAAAAUAUAGACAGCAUACAACACAAAUAGUUUUUUAAAUUCAUCCCCUCCAUCAGGGUACCUCAUAAACAGGUGAGGAAGAUGUUUCGCCCUCAUUGCGUCUGGAUUAGGAAACCCUAGAGUUUAAACCCAUGCAUCAUACCCGUUUUCAUGGGUGCAGGCUUUUAUUUUGAUUUGAUUUGUUGGAUUUAGCAGCAAACCAAAUAUAUCAUAUACAUAAUCAGCGUUUAUGACGCAUCCUCUAUUGUUGGGUAUAUUCUAGAUCCGGUUAACAUGGUCAAAGUGAGCAACAAGGAAUGAUAUAAUGCCGAAAGGUAUUUUACCGCACUUGACCUUCAGCAAUCCAGAAAAUCCGAUGGAAUUAACAUCACAAAUUUAAGUCGGAGUGAGAGUAAAUUCUUCUUUACCAUUACUAAGGAAAAGAUGUGGUUUGCAGUUUGUGUAAAUAGCUCUGUUAACAUUGCAUACAAAAUGGUAAACAAUAAAAACUUGUAUCAUACUAAAUCU
Amaranthus tricolor (Joseph's coat) is the source of this 5373-nucleotide messenger RNA. RefSeq lists its product as uncharacterized. The coding region runs from base 1032 to 2099 and encodes 355 amino acids. The transcript has 4 exons. NCBI's taxonomy places the organism in Eukaryota, Viridiplantae, Streptophyta, Magnoliopsida, Caryophyllales, Amaranthaceae. The record is from RefSeq and is a predicted model, not a curated record.